Messenger RNA from Amblyraja radiata (thorny skate), 6505 nucleotides. It is a transcript of the gene n4bp2, whose product is annotated as NEDD4 binding protein 2. Gene Ontology annotation, cellular component: nucleus. The record is from RefSeq and is a predicted model, not a curated record. NCBI's taxonomy places the organism in Eukaryota, Metazoa, Chordata, Chondrichthyes, Rajiformes, Rajidae. The transcript is spliced from 16 exons. The coding region runs from base 109 to 5793 and encodes 1894 amino acids. Gene Ontology annotation, molecular function: ubiquitin binding; endonuclease activity.
UCUGACCCCGCCCCCUCGGCCUCGAGCUGAUGCCGUUCCCUGGUCCGGGGCUCGGCUGAGGGAGAGCCAAUAGUGCCAUUGGAUAUCAUUAUAUCAACAACAACAACAAUGCCGAAAAAGAAGAAGAGCAGCGCCGCGUCCACUGCUCGACCGCCUGAAUGUGCUCCACCGCCCGGUACCGGUACCAGCACCUCGGAGAUGGCUCCGGCUGAUCGGGGCCCGGUUCCUUCGCGGGCCUCGGCCUCGAGUUCGCUGGCCGCCGCUGCCGGUGCCGUGGGACCUGGGAUGAACAAGGAAGAGCUACUGGACCGGCUGAUGGAGAUGUUUUCUCAUCUGGACCCGAGCGUGGUGUAUGUGAUGUUGUCCGAGUGUGACUUUAAAGCUGAUGAUGCAAUGGAUUCUUUGCUGGUACUGUCUGAUGCUGCUAAAGGAGUGUCAUCAUCUAGCUCUUCUGGAUUUGAAUGUGUGGCAGCUCCCCUAAGUGAUCAAGUUAAUGGCGAUGAGGUAGUCACAGAAGACUAUGGACGUAAUUCAAUUGCUGCUUCUGAAAGUAUUGGAGUAUCUGGAUGGGAUGAACGAUUGGAUUCCUCAAUUGAAAAAGAACUGGAGAAAUAUUGCAUGAAUACAUAUUAUGAACAAAGCAUGUCAUUUCCACAGUUUCAGCCAUUUAUGAACCGAUAUAACUCUCCCAUUAACCAGUUUCCCAGUCACUAUGUUGGUAACCAAUUACCUCAGCUAACACAGGCAAAUUUAAACUUUGCUUUGAACAAUGUGUCCCAUCAGCAGCAAACAGAUCCAAAUGAUGGCGAACCACGUGGGCACUUGUCUUGUACAUUGGAUUCAAAAAAUUGUGAAGAACAUUUGAGCCAUCAUUUUGAUAGCGAAACCAACAUAGAGAAAAGAUCAGAAGAUCAAUCGGAACUUAACAAGUUCUCUUCCGAAGCUAUUGAAAGGGCCGACCGCAAGAAUACCCCCCUUGAGCAUGCAACUGGGAGGGUUGCAUUUCCGACUAAUAUAAGAGCAGAUGGUACAGAUGAAUGGGCAAGUCAAAGUGAAAGUCAUAGUCUGUCAGCAGCCAUUUCUAUGAAUCUUGGUGCAAUUGGCUCCAAGAAGUAUAGUGGCUCAGAGCAUUUUGGUCCAAAGUAUGAUGAGCUUCCAAAUGCAGUGAACCACCAAGCUGAAUAUUUGAAAAACAGUGACAUUUCCGAUGAAGCAGUAAGAAGAUUUUCUGGUGCUGAUACAAAUGAAUUAUGGUUUGGAUCAAAAAAAGAGAGAUCACCAGAAAACUACAAAUUAUUUGGAGAAUGUCAAGUAUUUGAAGGAACAAAUGAAUUGCUACGAAAAAACAGUUCUCUCGCAAAGAAGUCCUUAGCAAAUAAAGAGAAUGUUUCAAAACAUAUGCAACAAAAUACAACAUGUUUUCCUUAUUGGUUUGAUGUCGGGAAAGACUGCAGUGGUGAAAAGCUCCCACAAUUAACAAACAGUAAGGAAACAAGUUAUCCUCAGUAUUCGAGCAGUGUACAUUUUACAAAUACUCCAACCGUGUCUUCAGUCUCAUGGAAUCCGUGGGCUCCUGAGUUCCAGCCAAUGAACAUGGCAAAAACCUUUAUCACACCUGUGGCAAUGAGUCCUGUGAAACCAAGGUCAGCUGAUGCUUCAACAUGGAGACGUGCUGGAGCUUUAUCCAGUCCUGAUCCAAUUCAUUCAGUUGCAAGUCCUUGUUCCAAUACUUUGCCGUCAAAACCAUGUUUAACUCCAUAUGGCGUACCACAGCUGCAGACUUAUGAGCAUCAGUUUCCACAGCUUGCGCACAGAAAGACAUUGGUUACGCCUAAGCUGUUGUUUUUGAUGAGGGGUCUGCCUGGAUCAGGAAAGAGCACGCUAGCCAGAUUGCUUGUUCAACAGGGCCCUAAUGGAAUCAUUUUAAGCACAGAUGAAUAUUUUUAUCAAAAUGGGAACUACCAGUUUAAUCCUAAUCUAAUUGGACAAGCUCAUCAGUGGAACCAAAAGAGAGCCAAAGAAGCCAUGGAGAAGGGGCUUUCUCCUGUUAUAAUAGAUAACACGAAUACGCAGUCUUGGGAGAUGAAACCUUAUAUUACCAUGGCUUUUAAACACAAUUAUAAAGUGGCAUUUCGUGAACCAAAUACUUGGUGGAAAUUUAAGCCACGGGAGCUUGAACGACGGAACGUUCAUGGUGUGUCAAAAGAGAAAAUUAAAAUCAUUUUAGCCCAUUAUGAGCGUCAUGUAACGAUCAGCACUGUAAUGGCUUCAUUGCAACCGACCUUCCCUGAAAAAAAAGCCGUAGAGCUAUAUCCUGCUGAAAACACUGAAGCUGGAGCAAUAAAUGGACCAACAGGACCAGCCACAUCUCCAGAUCGCCAAGAUUCACCUUGCACCCUGAUAUCAGAUUUAAGUUGUGCAGAAGAUCUGUCCGCUAUUAAAACAAAUAUAGUAUCAUCAGAUAACUUGGUACCACAUUUAUGUUCAUCUGCACAUGCUCCCAGUCAAAGUAGAAAAAGUGAGACUGGACAUGACACUGAUAAUAGUACAAAAUAUUCAGAAUGGUUAAGUGGAGAUAAUGUACGCAAAGCAGACCAGACUGCUGGAUUAGAUGCGAGCAAUUAUAAUUUUUCUGAACCAGAAGAUGAGAAAAGAAAAUUAACAAUUGAAUCGGAGACGGAAGCAGCAGAAAGUACCAACCCCCGGUGCAUUGAGGAUUCAACACAUGAUAAUUCACCAGCUACAUGUAGUAUAUCUGGUCAAGAAAUCAGAAAGGGAGAAUGGCAGAGUGCCGAUAGUACAAUUAAUGAAAGAGAAGGAACACCAAUACUGCCAGAUGAAGGGGAGUCCUCAGGGAAAAGCACUUCAACUAAGAUGGAAUCAAUGGUUUUGGAACAAUCUAGCAAUAUUGAAACCAUAUCUUUAAAUUUUGUUGGAGAUUGGCCAAUUGUAGAAACACCAAAACCUCAAGAUCAGAGAAAAAGACGAAUCAGGAAGACAUCAGAACUAAGUGCCACAAAUGAGAAUAAUGUAGAUCAGUCUAGUAAUUUAGAGUCUGAAAUUACAAGUGAUUCAUUAGAGUACGCUACUCUUAGUUUAAUGGAGCAGGAUAAUGUAGAUAAAACCUCAAAUGAAUCAAACAGUUGUCAGGUUUCUGAGGAUGGUUUUGAUGAUGAUAUACUGUCUUCAGCUGCUGAAAACUCUACUUGGGAAAGCAGUUAUGAAAAUGGUGAGGAUCCUAAAAAUCCAGACAUUUCUGAAGAGCAAAUUUCAGAGGAAUUGUCUGACAAGCAUAUAAAUAAAAAAUCUUGGCAGAACAAAAUGGUAGGAAAAGCAUGUAAACUGGCACCAACAUUCACUAGUAACAGCCCAAUCUCUGAAGAAUUUCCAGAGCCUGCGCCAUUAACUUUAGAUCAAGUGGAAAACUCGAUUGUAAUUCCAGAGAGGUCAAGACAGGCCAACUCCUCUCAAACAACACCUGAUGAUUUUGCUGUCCUGUGGAGAAUUGAGAAAGAAAACACCAGUUCUGCUGAGUAUAAAAUAUUGAUAGGAAUUUCAAAUGGAAUUAAACCAAUCGACUUGGAUGCAACGGCUAAAUCCAUAAAUCCUAAUGUAUCAGUGCCCUACAGAGUAAUGCAUGAUAAAAGCACGUAUGUAGAUGAAAACGACUUUAUGAAUAGCGAAGAGAACCUGCAGAUACUUAGUGAUUGUUUUAAAUCUAUUCCCUUUGAAGAUCUGAAUGAUUUAUAUGAGAAAUGCAACAGAGAUGUAGAAUGGACAACCAAUUUAUUGCUCGACUCUGGAAUGAAGCUUUCAAAUGAAAGCCCAACAAAUGACCAGUCAGGUUCAGACCAUGACCUUACCAGCAGCUGUGUUGAAGAAAAGAACCAAGUACCACAGACAGAGGAAAUAGGUUUGAGUGAAGAGGCACGAGACAGAUCUGGGUGUGAAGUAAAUUGGUUGCCGGCUGGUAAGACAAAGGUUGUGGACGUAUCUGAUCAAUCAUCAGAGACUAAUACAGAAAAUGACUCUGUGGAAUGUGUGGAGUCUUGUCUUGAUAUUGAAACUAUCAACCCAUCACCUGACAAUACUAGAGAACCUGUAAAUGUACCUGAGGAGUUGAAAAGUAAAAAUGUCUUGAGUAAUGCUGGUCUGAUAUUUAACAUUGAGUAUGACCAAUUUACCAAUUAUCCGAAGGAAUAUCAUGAAGGAGAGGAACAGAGUGAAUUAUUGUUCAAGAAGAAUUUGGUCAAUAAUGAAGUUGUGUGCAUGAAGGGUGAUGAAUCUGAAACCUCAAAUGGAAAUAAUAAAAAAGAACCAAACAACUUGUCUGAAUGUGCAGAUAUAAAUGAGACAACUUCAAUAUUGACAAAGGAACUGAAUACCUACGUACAUAGCGUGACAGAAAAUCAACCCAGCUCUAAUGUAGUAAAUAACUCUGUGCAAGAGGAAAAUGGAAAUGAAAUGAUGACUAUCAAAGAUGGAAGCCCGAAUCGGGAUGGUUUAGUGUUGUACUCUGAUUCAAUGCAGAUUCAGUCUUUAGAAUUAUGUUUGCCACCAGAACUGGCAUUUCAACUCAAUGACCUGUUCGGAUCAGUAGGUCUUGAUCCAGAUUCUUUGACUCCAGAAGAAUGUGUUGUACAAAUAGAUCUGAAUUUAGCAAAAAUUAUUCAUCAGAAAUGGAAGGAGACUAUAUUGGAGCGACAAAAGCAAGAAUCUCUGUCCUAUCAACUCCUGUUGGAAGAUGGCAGUUUAUCUGAAAAUUUAACAUGGGAGCCUGAGGCUGAACUGGAGGAAGAGACGCCUGUUCCUUCUACAAUUCAAACAUAUGAUAACAAACAGCCAAGGAGAAAGGCUGGAAGGAACGUAGUCCCUUUAUCCGUUUCCUCGGCUACUGCGACUGAUGGGAUGGAAUGCUUUCCAUUCAUGGAUCAUUGGAGUGCUCGGGUUCCUAGUGUGUCAUUACGAGAUAUCAUGACUGAGGAAAUGGAUUUUCAGUUAAAGCAACAUCAGUGCUUUAUGAAUUCAGUCUUGACAACAAAGGAUUGUGCAACUAAACUAAAGGAGAAACGCCUCCUGGAGAUGUUCCCAGGCAUUGAUAAGCACUUCAUUAUGGAUAUGUAUAAAGACAACAACUAUUCGUUUGAACAGACAGAACAGUUUUUAAAGUCAUUAUUCGACUGUGAUCUCGAGACAACAAAAGGCAUAACAGUUCAUGAUGGUACUCAUCCAACUGAAUUGACUGUGAGCCAGCAUAAAGAUAAGGCAAUUAUGACCAAAGACAUAAAGGAAUUUCGAAGAGAGCGCGUUUUCCAGGAUGUAGAAUACCCUGAUAAUGAAAAUUAUCGGGUUGAAGCAGCACUGCAUCGUCGAAAGCAGCAAGAUUGCUUCAGUAAGGCUGCAGAAGCUCAUAGAAGGGAUAUGAAAGCAGUUGCUACAUAUUAUGCACAGCAGGGUCAUAUCCAUGGUGAAAAAAUGAAAGAAGCCAACCACAGAGCUGCUAUAAAAAUUUUUAAUCAAGUGAACACGUCCUUACUUCCGCAAAAUGUCUUAGACCUUCAUGGCCUUCAUGUGGAUGAAGCCCUGCAUUGUCUGGAGGAAGUGCUAUUCCAGAAGAUUAAUGAAUACCAGCAAAAAGGUGGUAAAUCUUACCUGUCUGUCAUAACUGGGAGAGGACGGCACAGCCAAGGAGGAAUAGCACGUAUAAAACCAGUUGUUAUUGACUACCUCAAACGCCAGAAUUUCAGGUUUACGGAGCCACAACCAGGUGUUGUGAAAAUCAAGUUGAAGUGACAAGAAUAUGACAAGAAGAUUAUUUUCUAAUUUUGAGAGUAUGCAACUGUCUCACUUAAUCUUGCAGCACUGGUGAGAGUGUUUCUAACAUUUAACAAUAUAGUGCUUUUUUAAAAACAUGGCAUCACUCAGGGAGGUCAUAGAAGACUGAAGAUUGAGAGACUUUUUAAAUCAACACAGCAAAAUCUUUGAAAUUAUUGCAUUCUUCUUAAGCAUAUCAAUCUGACUCCUGGAGUAAUGAAGCUUUUACACUGAAGUUCUGAUAAAUGUACUGAUUGUAUUCAAUUCAAUGUUUUCAAAAGUUGUUUUAAUUUCCAUUUCUGUUUGUGGUGCUUUAAAAUGUCUGCAUACAAGGAUAGGAGUUGCCCUUUCUGAAAUAUUUCGAGGCUGUAAAACUGAGAACGAUUUACCCUACUGUUAAUUGCUUUAAUUUGCAUGCCAUAAUUAGAAAUGAAAAGUGUAAGGAUUAGGAGCAGGAAUAGGCUUCUGGCCCUUGAGCCUCCCCUACCAUUUGUGAAAUUAGCCAAUUGCAAAAUAUCUUUUGCUGGUAUGGAUCAAAACUGUGUCUGAUUUUGCGCAGAUUUUCAUAGACUUUAACAAAGGGUAAAUUUGUAAAUGGGACUCCCAAGAUUUAACUGGAAAAUUCUUCACUUUGCUGAUAUUUGCUAUUUAUUACUGUUUUAAAGCAAUAAAAAAAACAUGUUUAGUUUUA